This is a messenger RNA of Diplodia corticola, 1737 nucleotides long. Its product is annotated as trna isopentenyltransferase. Gene Ontology annotation, molecular function: tRNA dimethylallyltransferase activity. The coding region runs from base 1 to 1737 and encodes 578 amino acids. Gene Ontology annotation, cellular component: mitochondrion. The transcript is spliced from 2 exons. NCBI's taxonomy places the organism in Eukaryota, Fungi, Ascomycota, Dothideomycetes, Botryosphaeriales, Botryosphaeriaceae. The record is from RefSeq and is a predicted model, not a curated record. Gene Ontology annotation, biological process: tRNA modification.
AUGGCCCGUUGUCCGUCUCGGAAACCGGUCAUCGCCGUCAUCGGCGCCACAGGCACGGGCAAAUCUCAGCUUGCUGUUGAGCUGGCCCGCCGCUUCAACGGCGAGAUAGUCAACAGCGAUGCCAUGCAGCUGUACGAAGGACUGCCCGUCAUCACCAACAAAAUCACCCAGGAAGAAAUGCAAAGCGUGCCUCACCAUUUGCUUGGCACCAUCACCCUUUCCGAGGACACCUGGACCGUCACCGAAUUUGUCAAAAGAGCUUUGCGUGUCGUCGACGACAUCCAUUCCCGGGGGAAGCUGCCAAUCAUCGUCGGUGGCACCCACUACUACAUCCAGUCCCUGCUGUUCAAGGAUAGUCUCGCAGAUCAGCAAACAGAAGAGGAGCCCAAACCGGAAGACGCAGACAACGACAGUGAAAACUAUCCCAUCCUGGACGAGCCCACCGAAGUCAUCCUGGCCAAGCUCCAAGAAGUCGACCCGGUCAUGGCAGACCGCUGGCACCCAAACGACCGGCGCAAGAUCCAGCGCUCCCUGCAGAUCUGGCUGAAGACCGGCAAGCCCGCCUCGCAGAUGUACGAGGAGCAGAGUGUGCGGAAGCGGGAACAGCAGCAGCAACAGCAGCCCGUAACCGCCGUUGAUGACAUGGAAGAGACGGGAGAGGGAAAGGACCAGGACCCAACGUCCCCCACGCAGCAGCAGCAGCAGCAGCAACGCUUCCCCGCCCUCCUCUUCUGGGUCCACGCCGACCCCUCGACCCUCCGCGCCCGGCUGGACGCCCGCGUAGAGAAGAUGCUCGCAAACGGCCUCCUCGCCGAAGUCGCCUCGCUCGACGCUUUCCUCCAACAACGCGAAGCCGAGGGCCACCCCGUCGACCGGACCCGCGGCAUAUGGGUCUCCAUCGGCUUCAAGGAAUUCGAGGCCUACCAACGCGCCCUCACCGCCUCGUCCUCCUCCUCGACCACCUCCAACAGCAAAGAGCUCGCCCUCCUCCGCGCCCGCGCCAUCGAACACGUCCAAGCCGCCACCCGGCAAUACGCCAAGCGGCAGCUGCGCUGGAUCCGAAUCAAGCUGCUCAACGCGCUCGCCAACUCCGACGCUCCUCCCCCUCCUCCUUCUUCUCCUCCCCCUCCAGACAACAACAACACCACCACCCCCCUCUACCUCCUCGACGCCACCCACCUCCCCUUCUGGACCUCCUCCGUUUCGACCCCAGCCCUCGACCUAACCGCGCAGUUCCUCCUCCUCCAGGACCAGGACCAGGACCAGGAUGGCGAGCAGCAGCAACAGCAACGACCCUCGAUGCCCCCGCCGACGACGCUGUCCCCCGCGGCGGCCGAGAUGCUGACGCCGCGGCGCGGCUACGACCUCAGCGCGCGGCCGGACCUGUGGCGGCGGCGGGCGUGCGAGACGUGCGGGACGGUGGCGGUGACGGAGGCGGACUGGGAGAGGCAUGUGAGGAGUCGGGGGCACAGGGUGAGGGAGAAGAAGAGGAGGGAGAGGGAGAGGGAGACGGAGAAGAUGAGGAUGGGGCUGGAGGGGAGUAAGGAGGGGGAGGGUGAGGAGGGGGAGGGGCAACGAGGGGCGGCUGGGGUGGAGGGACAGGCGGAACGGCGGAAGGGGGGUGGAGAUGGUGGAGGCAGGCAGGAGGCGGAGGAGCGGGAGGAGGGGGCUGAGGGGGAGGAUGUCGAAGCGGCGAUGGCGGCGUUUGAUGGUUUGGUGGGUGGGGAGCGGGAGUAG